Daucus carota subsp. sativus is the source of this 1759-nucleotide messenger RNA. Its product is annotated as cytochrome P450 94A1. The coding region runs from base 90 to 1631 and encodes 513 amino acids. Gene Ontology annotation, molecular function: iron ion binding; monooxygenase activity; oxidoreductase activity, acting on paired donors, with incorporation or reduction of molecular oxygen. The transcript has a single exon. Lineage: Eukaryota; Viridiplantae; Streptophyta; Magnoliopsida; Apiales; Apiaceae. The record is from RefSeq and is a predicted model, not a curated record.
AUGCAACUCUUAAGAUAUCUAAUUCUAAAGUCUUCUAAAGACAACUUGCAGAACCUCAUUCACAUCAAAUCUUAUCUCAAUUCUCCACCAUGUUAGCUGAUCUUGAUUUCUCAACUUCACUUCUCUAUGGCCUCAUCACUUUCACCACCUUGUACCUCAUAAAAAACUUCACCUCAAUCUACAAGGGUCUCUUUCCUUCCAAGGCAAGCAAGCUCCCUAGAUCCUUUCCCAUCUUUGGCUCCUACUUCACCAUCCUCAAAAACCUGCACCACUUCAACAACUGGUCCAGUGAGAUUGUCAACUCCCAGCCCUCCAACACUGUCGUGUUCCAUCGCGUAUUAGGCCAACGACAGGUGGUCACCUCCAAUCCAGCCAAUGUGCAGCACAUGCUGAAAACCAAGUUCAGUGUCUAUCAGAAGGGCAGCUUUGGGGCCAAAAUUUUGUAUGACUUUUUAGGCCAUGGGAUUUUUAAUGUCGAUGGGGAGUCGUGGAAGUUUCAGAGGCAGCUCGCCAGCCAUGAAUUUAAUACCAAAUCUUUGCGGAAAUUUGUGGGGACUGUGGUGGAUACUGAGCUGACAGACAGGCUUGUGCCAAUUUUGAACCAGGCAGUUGAAAAUCAAGAGGUUCUUGAAUUUCAGGACAUUUUGCAGAGGUUUGCUUUCGACAACAUAUGUAGUAUAGCUUUCGGGUAUGAUCCGGAGUAUUUGUUGCCUUCUUUGCCUGAAGCAAAAUUUGCAGUGGCUUUUGAGAAGGCUACUUUACUGACAAGCAAGAGGUUCAGAAAGAUUUUGCCAUUAGUCUGGAAAAUUCAGAAGGUUUUCAAUUUUGGUUCGGAGAAAGAAUUGAAAGAAUGUGUUGAAGUAGUCCGCGAUUUUGCUAGAGAAGUCAUGAGGGAGAAAAAGGAAGAAUUAGAGCAAAAAUCAGAGCUACAAACUGUUGAUCUUCUGUCGAGGUUUUUAGCAUCUGGUCAUUCAGAUGAGGUAUUUGUUACAGAUAUGGUCAUAAGUUUUAUUCUAGCAGGCCGCGACACGACUUCAGCUGCCCUGACAUGGUUCUUUUAUCUCAUCGCGAGGCAUCCACAUGUGGAGUCACAAAUACUAGCUGAGAUCAAUGAGAAAAAAUUUGAAAAAAAUUCAGACACCUCAGUUUAUGAUGAGGUGAAAGAUAUGAUCUAUACUCAUGCUGCACUUUGCGAGAGCAUGAGGCUUUACCCUCCUGUCCCAACCGAUGGCAAGCAAGCGACAGAAGAUGAUGUGCUGCCUGAUGGAACAGUAGUGCACAAGGGUGACAGAGUGGUCUACCAUCCUUACGCGAUGGGGCGGUCUGAGAAGCUGUGGGGGAAAGAUUGGGCUGUAUUUAGGCCUGAGAGGUGGCUAGAAAAGGAUGGUGUGACAGGGAAGUGGAGUUUUGUUGGGAGAGAUCAGUAUACUUACCCUGUUUUUCAAGCAGGGCCAAGAGUUUGUCUUGGUAAAGAAAUGGCUUUCUUGCAGAUGAAGAGGGUGGUUGCUGGAGUACUGCCAGAGUUCAGGGUGGUUCCGAUGAUCGAAAAGGGGAAGGAGCCUGUUUUUGUGUCAUACUUGACUGCAAAAAUGCAGGGUGGUUUUCCGGUGAAGAUUCAACAGAGGACUUAAGUAGUUUUAAGUACUAUCAUCUUUGUAAAAUUUAUGUUAUGUAUGUAAUUUUUUGAUUUUCUAGCUACUUUGUUGCAAUAAUUUUGUGUAAAUGGUAUCAUAAAUAAACUGUUCAAUUUCAACUGGAA